This is a messenger RNA of Acaulospora morrowiae, 146 nucleotides long. Lineage: Eukaryota; Fungi; Glomeromycota; Glomeromycetes; Diversisporales; Acaulosporaceae. The record is from the annotation of a GenBank genome assembly.
ACAUCUUCAUGCAAGACGUAGAAAAAGAAUAUAGGGAGCGGAUUAGUGCAAAUAAUAAAUUGCGCAAUGAGAUCAAGGAUCUGAAGAUGCAGGUACAUAUAGCGGAAAAAGAGCUGGCAUCUAUGAAGUCAGAUUCUUCUCAUUAG